Molecule: messenger RNA, 6429 nt
Organism: Diversispora eburnea
Lineage: Eukaryota; Fungi; Glomeromycota; Glomeromycetes; Diversisporales; Diversisporaceae
Source: the annotation of a GenBank genome assembly
AUGGAUAAAAGACUUUCUCUAAUUGAACUUCUUGAAGAUUUUUCAAGUUCUCAAAAUGAUACCGGUCAGACGCGAAAAAUCUUAAUAGAACGGUGUACCAAUGCUUCAAAAAUUGAACUAGAGGAAUUUACCAACGAUUUAUCGGGGCUUCUGUGCAACUCUCCCGAUGACUACCUAUCAUUUUUUCAAUAUCUCUAUGAUGAUUCUACACGUCAUAACAAAUGGCUUCCCAAUUUCGCAUCAAUGUUAAUCAAUAAUGCAAUAGUACCGAACUUGAAACAUUCAGAUAUUCAUAGCUUUGGAUUAAUCCUUUACUAUUGUAUCGAAUUCCUCUGGCGCGUUCGAAAUGACAACUCAAAUUUAGCUUCUCAAACAUUAAAACGCGUCAUCCACGCAAUAAUUAGCGAGGAUGGUGUCUUGGGAAUUUUAAUAUCAGGUGCCCCUGGUCGCCGUUGUUUCAAGCGCGUUCUAUUCGACUUCGAAUUAUCUAAUCAGAUUGAAAGAGAUGAAUUGAUUAAAGCGGUAGAUAUCAUCAUGACUCUUGUGGAAAAAUGUUAUGAUCAUAAAGAUAUUUCACCUCGGCUUUCAGAAGUAUUUCCCAUAUACAAAGCCUGCACAGCAUUAUUGAAAACUUUAAGAACCCAACAUACAGAACUGAUCACCAAAAAAGACAUAUUACCACCUACUCUGCAAAACAUGGUUAAACUUGAAAACAAGGAAUACAGAACUAAACAUGGAAACGAUAAACAUAAAGCAACAGCUAGCAACUCUAAUAUAAACUUAGCCUUAUCUACUCAAGAUGAAAAACACCUCACUCUUUUGAAGAUAAAAUUCCCUCAAAAGCUAUCAAAUUUAUCUAACUUUUUGCGAGAAAUAGAACAACGGAAAAUAAAUCUAUUUCAGGAUUUGAUGGAAUUCAUGCCAUGUACCAGUUGUCACAAUAGAGCCCUCUCUAAUCUUUAUCCUGAUAAAUAUUUUUGGCUCAUGGAACAAGAGAUGGUUGAGGAGGAUAGCGGAAAGGCAUCAGAACGACUUUUAUGUCUUCCAUUCGAAUUUAAUGAAGAUGAGCUUGGACCAUGGGAUAUUCUACUAAGUGAAGAUGCAAUUAAAGACAUGCGGAUAUUGGAUAUUGAAACAACUGAUGCAAUUAUGAAGAAACUCUGGUAUAUAUCUUCAGGCAAAUGGGAAAAGUUCGACUUAAUACGCAAGGUGUCAUCAUCCCAUGAUAUUCCUGUUUAUGAAGUUGAAGUUUCAAUUCCAGACAAUAAUAAUGGUCCGAGGAUCAUAUGGCAAAUUGAUUAUGGGUUUUCUGUUCGCAGACAUUCGCUCUUUCAACAUAUAAAGAUUUGGGCUAUCACUGCUAACCAACAACAAAUCAACUCGAUAAUAGAAAAACUUGAGAUAGUUCAUCAAGUUUAUAAUACUGAAUUUAAGAAUCAGUGUAAAUUACAACAAUCAAGUAAAAUUGGAGUUUUUUUACCAAUGUGCUUUGGAGAUGUGCAGGGAACAAAGUCCAUCGAUGACGAUCCAGAGAUGGAUGAUGAGAAACUACUAGAAGUUCAUAAGAUACUUAUUACUAAUAAGUUUUUUCCUUUAUCAAAGGAUUUGAUCAGGUCACUCGUAUUGGAUGGCUCCGACUUCACUUUUCAGGUUUCCAAAACUGAGUACGAGAUCAUCAACAGUCCUACUUCAGCUAUUAUCAUUGGUCGAUCAGGGACCGGAAAGACAACAAGCAUCGUGUUUAGACAGAUCGCUUCAUACCUAAUAAAUCAACUCAGUAAAACGCCGUCUUUAAAUGGUCACAGCAAGAAUUUCAACAAAAGGCAAAUAUUCAUUACAGUUAGUGACAAUCUAUGCGACCGAGUAAAGGAAUACUUUUAUAAAUUGCUAAAAGCAGCUGAACUUGCUAGAAAAAAGAUAUCGGCUGAUGAAUCUAAUGAACAAGUGAAAAAAGGAGAAGAAUUUGUGAUUAAAAAGUGUGCAGAAAUUCCUGAUUCAUUCCAUCAAUUGAAUGACGACCAUUUCCCAUUAUUUAUUACCUAUGACAAGUUUUCUAAAAUGCUUCAGGGGACUUAUGGAAUUGAUGCUCAAAAAUUUAUACAAAAAAAGCAUGAUGCGGAAGACGAUGAUAUAAAUAAGAGUGAAGAUGAGGAAUUCCGCCAUAGAUCCUCUUUAUUAAACUUACCUAAUGCAUCUAGUGCAUCUUGGUAUCACUUUGUUGAUUAUGAUCUUUUCCAAACAAAAUAUUGGCCUCAUUUUAGUGAUCAACAUAGGAAGAAACUGGAUUGCGAGCUAGUUUAUUCCGAAUUCUCUGUUAUCAAGGGAACGGAUCCCGAUGUAAAUUUUUUAUCAAGGGAGGAUUAUCGAAUUAUCAGCACAAGAAAAUAUCCAUUAUUCCGUUACAAUCGUGAUGAAAUUUACGAUUUAUUUGAACGUUAUGAAAAAAUGAAAGCCAAAAAUGAUGAUUAUGACUCAACGGAUAGAACGCAGGCAAUCUUUCGUUACAUUAAAACGAAAUCACUUUUUGAGCCACAUAUUCAUGAAGUGUAUAUUGAUGAAUGUCAGGACAACAAAAUCGUGGAUUUGGCACUUAUAUUGAAACUAUUUGACCGAGCUGAUAAAAUUUUUAUGGCCGGAGAUAUUGCGCAAUGUAUUGCCCAGGGAUCCUCUUUCCGAUUCCAAGACUUACGCGCAUUGAUAUAUAAAUGGGAAAAAAAUCGGAUCCAAACUAUUUGUAAUCCACUUAAACCAAAACAGUUCGAGCUAGAUACUAACUACCGUUCUCACAAUGGAAUUCUUCGACUUGCUGCAUCGGUAAUUGAUCUCAUUUUGCAAUUUUUCCCAGAUUCCAUUGACAAGUUGAAGCGUGAACGUGGUGAAAUUGGUGGUCCGCGUCCUAUAAUAUUUGAGGGAUUUCAGAGCGAAAGCUUCCUUUUUGAUGUCUUCUCUGUGGGUGAAUCCACGCCCGAAGGUAUUGAAUUUGGUGCAGAUCAGGCUAUUAUAGUACGUAAUAAAAAAACUCAAGAUCGUCUGAAGAAUUAUGGAAUGGUUUUGACGGUUUUCGAAGCGAAGGGCAUGGAGUUUAAUGAUGUGCUGUUAUAUAAUUUCUUUUCUGAUUCAGAUGCAGGUCUAAAGUGGCGAGUAGUUCUCAGUGCUUUGAGUGAUUAUUCCAAAGGGAUACAAACUUUCUCUCAUGAAAAACAUUACAUCCUUUGUUCUGAGCUCAAGAAUCUUUAUGUCGCAGUAACCAGGGCUCGCCAGCGUCUCUGGAUUUUUGAUGAAAAUGCUGAAUACGGUGAAUCUAUGAAAAAGUACUGGGUGGAUCAGAAACUGGUUCAAGUGAUUCGAAAAAUGAUACGAAGUGGAGAAGAAGUUGGCGCUUUCUCUUCUUUGGCUAAGAAAAGUAGUCCACAAGAGUGGGAUCUACAAGGUGAAAAAUUUUUAGCACGGCGGCAAUAUGAACUGAAGAUUGCCAGGGAAUCUUUUAUUAAAUCAGAUGUCAAUAAUAUAAAGCCUAAUUUCAUUUCUGCCGCCAAGGCCUUUAUAGAUUGUUCCAAACCAACUGAGGCGGCUUUAUGUUAUAAGGAUAUUGAUAUGUUUAAAGAAGCUGGUGAUGUUUGCGCUAGAUGGGAAAUGUAUGAGCCUGCUGCACGUUAUUAUACAGAUGCCAAAAUGUGGCUUGAAGCGGGAGAUAAUUUUGCAAAAGCAAAGAAGUGUAAUGAAGCUGUUGUAGCCUAUAAAAAUGGUAGCUUAUACUCAAUCCUAAUUGACUUUAUGCUAAGGGACGAAAUUGACGGAAAGAUAUUCCGCCGUAUUAGUCGUCUUGUCAACAUCCAUUAUCGCAAAAAGAACGAUAAGGAAAUGAGUGAGAAAGCUCUUUCUCUUCUAUUAGAAGAGGAACGAAUUGAGUUUCUGAAAGAUCAUGCACCCAAAGAGCUUCUGGAGUUCUAUACGAAUGAGGGUCAACAUCAUGACGCUGCCGAAUACUAUCGCGAACGCGGAAAAUUCAAGGAGGCUGCCGACAUGUUAAGCAAAGAUCUUAGUAAAGAAGAGAGCAUUAUUGAAUCAUUAAAGUGCCAUUUGCAUCUUUGUAAAGUAAAUGUACUAGUAGAUACGAUGAACAACAAAGAUGCCCUAGAAGAAUUAUUUAAUUUACUUUCCAAUGCGCUUAAUAACGUUGCGAAAGUCAAAUUACAACCUUUAAGGAAAUCACUGACGGAAGAUUUCCAGUUAUAUAAAGCCUAUUUUAUGAAGGACCUAAAAAGUGUUCAAAAAGAUCUAUUAAUUUUCCAGGAGCGUAAUGAUACCGUUAACGAGUUUCGGGCAUUAAACAUAUGGUUGAAGAUUUCGCCGCAAUCCGGUAUUGAGUGUUGGCAUGAACGAUUGCAACAUAUAAUGAGGCUUUGCAGAUUAUCCUAUAAUUUUAUAGACCCACGUAAAAAUGUUCACAACAAAGAGGAAAUCAACAAAGAAGAAAUAAACAAAAUCUUUGAAGAAGUUUUUUUCGUUGAAAAAGUACAAGAUCGUCCAGAUAAACGGAAAAUUUCUUCUGAUAAUCCACUUAUUUAUCAUAUAAAUGAAAUGCGUGACAAAAACAAAAUAGACUAUUUAGAAGAUUGGCAGGUUUUUAACGUGGAUGAUGUGCACAGGGCAAUUUCGAAGUUUCUUGCUUCAUAUAUUUAUGAGCUUAUCUCUAAGGUCGAUCAAGAGGGUAGAAAGAUUCCAGAAAUAUCUUCUGAAAUUUGCUACGAGUAUAUUAAUGCUAACUGUAAAUGGCAGAGUUGCCGAAAUCAUCAUGUGGAUCCCAAACCUUUAAUUCUUCAGAACCGUGUUAAGCUUGCAUGUCUUCAGUACUCUGUAAUGCGACAAUUAGAUACAAUAUACCAUCGUCGUUUACUUACUGAUGAAAAUAGUAAAUUAGUUCUGGGUAAACAAAGGUUUUGGGCUGAAAGACUGCUAACCGAUCAUUUUCGUUAUCAAUCCCCACAAUCAAGUUGUCUAGAAAUCACUUAUGCAGCAAUCAAAAAACUUCCUAAACACACAUAUAGUGGGCUUGUUAAAGUUUUGUUGCAUAAAGAUCUCAAUCUCUCUGACUUUGCACAAAUAUUAAAACGCAUAUUCGUUUUAUUUCAAUUGCGGUGUUCAUGGGGAAUUGAUAAGUUUCACUGGGAAACAUCAUUUAUUACUUAUAAUUCAGAACCUGGUUUUGUAUACAAUUACACUGGCGGAUAUUAUGAAUCAGUCGCAAGGCGACUUGCUUUAUUCGUAGAAGCUCUCCGCAUCAACCGAGUGAUUACGGCGAUAAGACACUUAAAGAAAUUCAUUUAUCAUUCUUUAGAUUAUUCCGAAGAAGUUAACAUAAUUAAAUAUGAAUCUUUUAGUGAUCUUACAUCUCUUUUGGAAUUCACAACGUUUCUGAUUUUAGCCGCUCGUCCUGGACCUUGCGAUUUUUUCAUUCCUCAAAGUUAUUUGGUUAACUAUUACGAUUCAUUCAACUUGAAUCCAUACCUUAUAUGUCUAAACAGCGAAAAUAAAUACAAAAGAAUAACCUAUGACAAAGCAAUUAAGGGUUUAUACUAUCAAGCUAAAAAGGUUCUCUAUAUUAUUACGAAGGAUUUCAGGAAAAAUUUAAGAAACCAAAUUCGCAUUGAGAAAUGUAAUAAAUAUCUAUUAGUAACUAAUCGAGGACAGCUUGUAGAUAUUCUAAAUAAUGACCUUAAAGAGAAUGGCUAUGAUUCUUUAGUUAUAGUUUACCACAACUGGGGAGGAAUGUAUAAGUCUAGAUUUUCUUCUUGGAUGAAAUCUGAGAUCACGAUGAUUUCAUAUUACGAUAUUGAUGACUUUCGUUCUUCUCUCCAGAGAAUUACUUCCGAAGAAAAUGUAGAACCAAACGCCCCAAACGAUCAAAUUUUAUUUCAACCAAUUCUCAAUUCUCCCUGGGCCCCAGAAGCAGCAAGUAAAAUCCAAAUCUGGUUCCGUCGGAUUGAAAAGAAGUCUCGUCAAUCUCAUCCUGAUCCUACCCUAGAUUUUGUCUAUAAAGAAGUAAAAUUAUUCUGUCAAAACACAAUGAAUGAGGAAGAAAACAAAACAGUACACAAAUAUAACAUGCUCUUAAUGGGUUCAACAGUAGAUACCAUUGUGGAACUGCUUAAAUUGAAAGACAAAAUGGACAAAACUAAGAAAAGAUUGAAAAAAAUAAUUGAUAGUUCUUCUGAUGACCAAAAGAUCGAAUCUUGUAUUGAGCUUGACGAUGAACUAAAGUUCAUCCAUAAUGAAAAUGUUAAAUCAUCAUUGGAAUUAUUAUCAAUAAAUGAGAACUCGGAGCAACAUAAAAAAGCAAAUAUUGAAUGGUUAGAAUAUGAAUUACAGCAAGCAGAGGAAUUUAUUGAUUCGGUUUGGGACUGGAUAGAAAAAUGUAAAAAAUUCUGA